Messenger RNA from Penicillium canescens, 7869 nucleotides. RefSeq lists its product as uncharacterized. Bases 1 to 7869 code for a protein of 2622 amino acids. Lineage: Eukaryota; Fungi; Ascomycota; Eurotiomycetes; Eurotiales; Aspergillaceae. The transcript has 2 exons. The record is from RefSeq and is a predicted model, not a curated record.
AUGCCUUCCCAAGACAGGGACACCCCCCGUGACCGGGAAUUGGUCCGACACUCUAUGACAUUGUCCGAUUCCAAAGUUCCAAUGUGGGACAGUUCGGAUCCCGAACGCGCACCGCCGCCGCUGCCAAUGAAUCCUCGUUCAAUGAGCCCAAUGAGCCCUGCUGCAACGAGGUCCAAUGUAUCUCCCAAUAUUCAAGCCGUCGCCGCGAAAUUUACAGAGCGGCCCAGUGAGCAUGCGCCCAGCUCCUAUACAACAAAUCCCAUGCCACCCAAGACUUCAUCACCCGAGCGAUCGUUGGUGAAGGGGCAGCACAAGCGCAUGCAAUCUCUCCAACCUGAAGAUACCAGACAAGAUGCGCGAAGCGAGUUUAUGAAUUAUCUCGAGAAUCGGUCCCCCGAGAGGCCUCUUCGCGCGACGAUUGUUGAUCCGACAAAACCACGGGACACAAACAAGCCAACCAGCUCGCCAGCGCUUCGUCAAGACGCAGAGCGGGAUAUGAACUACUCCCUAUCGAGUCGAUAUUUAUCCAAACCCAUCCUAGGAGAAAGCACUCCGCCAUCGGCUACAAUGUUAGCUCUUCAAAACAUGCAACUCCCCAUAGACUCCGACCCUCCUUCUCCCUCCAAACCCCCAAAAAUGAUUACAGCGCCAAUGGAACCCAGACCUUUGACCCCCAAGACUGCGAGCAUGGACUCUCUUUCGACUCAAAUUCACAGCUUGACGGACAUUGCAAGCAGCUUGCAACGCGAGAUGAUGAACCUUAGCCGACGUAGCAAGGAUAAUGCUACGGACCUGGUAAGCCUGAAGGCCGCAACCAACGCCCGAGAUGAGGACAUUCGCAAGAGUCUCAAGGAUCUGUCUUCUCAUCUGAAAACCAAGUAUUUGGAUACAGAUACUGCAAGGUUUGAUUUCAGUACUCUCUUCAAGUAUGGAGAUGGGUCUAACCCGAAGGAUGCGGAUAGUUCUCCCCAGUCGAAGAGAAGCUACUCUGUGCCUCGCAUGCCCAGCCCUAAUCCAUUCGCCUUUGAUCGGGACUCAUGCGUGUCACCUUCACCGAUCUCCGACGGUUCGGCCGCCCUCGCCUUGCUCGAAAAGGUAUUGCGUGAAAUGGCAACCAAAGAAGGUGAGGAACGACUCUUAGAGCUUGUGGAAGAAAUCAAAUCCCGUCCCGCAGCGAGCCCCUCGGACAAGGAUGCCGAUACCAAGGUCACUGCCAUGCUCGAGGAGAUUCUCAACCUCGUCAAAGAAGACCCUUCGAGCAAAGCCCUUGUACGAUCCAGAGGCAUCACCGACAACCUCGAUUCCCUCCAGCCUGACGAUGCCCAGCCCGAGGGCACGCGUUCUCGGUCAAUGGGACCUAUGAAUCCAGAUGUUGUACGUGCACUUGAUAUUUCUAAGACUGAUAAGACCGAUGGCUCUGCACCCAAUUCCGACGAAGUUUUGGCAAUUCUUCGAAGUGUCAAGAACAGCGUCGUCGAAGGAGGUGGUAUGACCAACGGCGUCAAGAGCCUUGUCCGUGAAUUACGAGGUGAGGUUCUAGGAAUGGGUCGAGAACUUAGUCGACGCCUCGACGGCAUCGAGUCUGCUCGUGCGAAUGAUCAAGCCGAGGACCAGCCGCGACCUGCUGGACCAGAAGAAAUCUCAGCCAUUGUCAACCGCAGUCUUGACGACCUCAAAGAGCAGCUGGCUGCUACUAUCAAUGAGAGUCGCCAACAAUCCUCCGACUUGUCUGAGUUCCGAUCAACCAUGAACAGCGCCGCCAUUUACUCUGUUGUGAAGAAAGCCCUCGACGAGAUUGAACUUCCCCAGCCUCACGCUGAGCCACGCGGUGCUGAAAUGGAUAGAGAGGACAUUCUCGAAACAGUCCGUGAGGCAUGGGAAACGUACAAGCCUGAGAUCGAAUUCAACAACUUUGGCUUGGAACGCGACGAAAUCCUCACCUGUUUGGAAGAAGGUUUCAAGUCUCAUCAGCCUCAGCACGAGUCUAUAACCUAUGACCAGGUCCUUGCAGCUGUUGAAGAUGGCAUGCAGAAGUUCAUCCCGCCACAAAUCGAACAGCCGCCUGGUAUCUCCCGAGAUGAAGUCAUCCUGGCCAUUCGUGAAUGCCUGGAGAAACAGCCUGAGCCUGCUCCCCGAGGUCUCGAUGAGGAACAUCUCAACCAUCUCAAUUCCAUGCGUGAUCAGAUUCUCGAGUCGGUGGUCAACACUAUGGCUACACACAGCGCAAAUGUUAGGGGGCUGGGUGAAGAUGAUGUCAACCACCUUUACGCCAUCCGUGACGAGAUUAUGGACGCUGUGACUGCACUGAACGAAGGCUCCAAGUCGCUGGACGAAACACACCUCCACUCCGUUCGAGAUGAGAUCAUUGAAGCUGUCACUGGAGUGAUGACUGCCCAGAACACAGGUUCCCGAUCUAUGGACGAGGAACACGUCAAUCACCUGACCGCCCUUCGUGAUGAAAUCCUCGAAGCAGUCAAUGGAGCCAUGGCUCUCCACAACGAGGGCUCCCGGUCUAUCCACGAGGACCAGGACCAUGUUGGACACCUCAAUUCUAUCCGUGAUGAAAUCCUUGGAGCAUUGGCUGGUUCAAUGGCCCAAAGUACACUCAGCAAGGAUUCUCUCGAUUCUGGACUUGGUCGUGAUGAGAUUGUCAGCGCUGUCUCUGAUGGCCUCGAGGCCCACUUCACCGCAGCCAAGGAGAUGGAUGAACCACACAUUUCCAGACACGAUGUCAUGAACGCUGUAAAUGAAGCAUUUGAUGCGCAACAAUCUGCCCUGAGCGUUGGCACUCAACCAAAUGUCUCUCGCGAGGAGAUCAUGAAUGCCAUUGCCGAGGGUAUCGAAGCUUCAAUCAAUGCCCAACAGUCAGCCAUCAGCACCAAUGUGCAGCAGUCUGUCUCUCGUGAGGAAAUUUUCACCGCCAUUGUUGAUGCCAUCGAGCACUCUCAAUCCUCUCUGAGCAACAAUGGUCAGCCUGGGAUCACCAGAGAAGAGAUUCUAGGAGCAAUUGUGGACGGCAUGGAACAUUCGGCAACUACCAAGGAACCAAGUAUCUCCCGAGAUGAGAUUUUGAACGCCAUUGCAGAUGGGAUCCAGAAUUCGAACGGCGCUGAACGAGCUCUCACCUUGGCUGAUACUGAGCACGAGGAUGAGAAGCCUGCUCCCAUCUCUCGUGAGGAGAUUUUCAAUGCCAUUAUCGAUGGAAUCGAACAUUCCCAGCACUCUCUGAACAAGAGCGUCGAGCCCAGCAUCUCCCGCGAUGAAAUCCUCAAUGCAAUAGUACAGGGUAUUGAACGCUCUUCCGGUCUCCAGCAGUCAAGCAUCUCCAGAGAGGACAUUAUCAGUGCCAUCGCAGAAGGUAUCGAGAACUCAAACACUAGCCAACAGUCGGCUCUGGCCACCGUUCCGGAACCACCUAUCUCGCGCGAAGAAAUCCUGAGCGCAAUCGCCGAAGGCAUCCAAAAUGGCAACUCAGUCACACGAGAGAUUGAAUUGAACAAGGAUGACCUUAUGGAUGCAAUCACGGCUGGUCUUCAAGAGGUAAACAGUUCCGCAACCAACAAUGUUGGCGGAGAGGUAAUGGAACGCCUCCAGGACCUACUCGAAGGCAUGAAGGAGGAAUUCAAACAGUACUCUGCCGCCAAUGGAAGGGAUACAGAGCAAGUCCUUGAUGCAGUCAAAGAUGGCCUCGAGGUCGUCCGCAGGGAAAUCGAGUCGUACGUUGUCACAGCUGCCGAAGUUUCAGGCAAAGACGAAGUUAUCGACACUGUCAAGGAAGGAUUCCGCCUUCUCCAGGCUGACAUGGAAAAGACGAUCACCGACACUUCCCUUUCAAACGGCUCAAAGGGUAACCCGGACACCCCAGAGCUUUUGGAUGCUAUGGAGAAAGAGUUUGAGCACUUGCGAGGCACAAUUACUACCCUUCUCCUACGCGAGAACGCCACUGCGGACAAGGACGAGAUCAUCGAUGCUAUCAGGGAAGCUUCUGAACACAAUAAGGGCAGUUCUGGCGAUGAUGAGGUGGUUAACACCAUCAAGCAAGAAUUUGAGAACCUUCGAGAGCGCAUGGACUCGAGCGUCGUCCGGGCUGAGCCAGGUGCCGAAAAGGACGAGAUUAUUUCGGCACUCCGUGAGCACUUCGACAACCUACGCGAAGAGACCUCGCGUAAUGGCAACGAAAGCACAUUGUCCACAACAAGCGAACUCCUUGACGCAUUCACGGAUGGUGUUGACUCGAUCCGGGACGACUUGAAGAAGCUAUUGGAAAAGCCGGCCAAGUUCGACAGCUCUGAAAUUCUAGAGACCAUCAAAGACGGCCUUGCUGAUCUGAAACUCGACAUGGAAAACCUCCGCGAAUCUCAAAAAGAGCCGGAACAGGAGGGGAUGCGCGGCGGUGAACUCAUGCUUGCAAAUGAGACCCCGUCUGCUGAAGCUGAGAACACACUUGUUCCCGAUAUCGAUGGUCUUAAGGCGCUGAUCACUCAACUCCAAAACAAGGUUGAUGCCAUUGAAUCCACCCCCCGUGCUGCAGAGCCCGCCGAGGAUGCCCUGAAGCAAUCGCACCUUGACGAAGUCCUAAUGGCUCUUCAGGAGAUUCAGCUUGCUAUUGGUGAGAUGGGUGCUCAAAAAGGCCCGGAGGAUGACAACACAGCCAAGAAGCAAGACACCGAAGCCCUCGAGCAGUUGCUUAUGAGCACGAAGGCCCAGAUUGAUGAGCUGGUGUUCCCCUCACCGGACGAGGUCGCGACUUCCGAGCAAAUCGGAGCUCUGGAGACUAUGAUUCGCGAAGCCAAGGAUUCUAUCACCGAGUUCUCUGGCCGCAUGGAAGCCGAAGCCCCCACAAAGGCUGAGAUCGGUACUCUGGAGGGUCUCAUCAAGGAUGUCUGGGUCGCACUGGACGAGCUCAAGGGCAAGGCCAAGGAUGGAGAGGAAGAGGAGAACCCCGAAAAGCUACUCAAGUCGGAUUUGCAAACAGUCGAAGCUAUGAUCUUCGAGGUCAAGACUCAGGUUGACGAGCUGAAGCUCCCCGACGUUGAGACCCUCCCCACCAAGGCUGAAAUCCAGGAGCUUUCCACCAUUGUUAGCGACUUCCGUGAGAAGAUGGAGGCCAACAACGAAUUAACUGCCCAAGGAUUCGAUGCGCGCAAGGUCGAGCACGGUGGUCUUGCCGAGAAGAUCGAUGAGAAGAUCGAUGAGGCCAAGUACGUUGUUGGCGAGCUCGGAGAUGAACUCAAGAGCAAGCUUGACGGCAGCAACGAAGGCCUGAGUGAACUAAAGCAGCUGCUUGAGGGGCUCGCCAUUACUGCCGAGAACUUCAGCACCGUCGACAAUAUCAAGGAACUGAACGAUCUCAUCAACCGGGAAUUCGAACGUUCCCGCGGGGAAGAGGAUGCAGUCAAAAUUGAUCAGGAGGAGCGUGACGCUGCUGCUAUCGUCAAACAUGACGAGACACGGGCUGCUAUUAUUGUCGAACUCGGAGCCAAGAUUGAUGAGAAGAUUGCAGAAGUCUUGGCCAAAUAUGAAGAUGCGCACACCUCGCUCCACUCAAAGUUCUCCGAAACCGAGGAGCGAGACCUGGCACACACCGAAUCGCUCACGAGCACCAAGAGUCUUGCUGAAGACAUCAGACUCGUGAUCGGUUCUAUGGGUGACACUGUCAACGAGACCUGCGAACGUAUGAAUGAGGAAACCAAAGUCCUGCUCGAGCGUGUUAACGAGUCUCGCCAGCAAAUGGAGGAGAUGCAUAACGAUGUGAAGUCUCAUCGGGAACAGUCCCAGGCUGAUACCGAGAAGACUGUUGCUGCCACUGAUCGAGUGGAGAGCAAGCUUCUCGAGUUCCACCCGCAGAUCCUGGAGAGUGUGCAGGAAAUUUUGACAAUUGUCAGCCAGCACUACGAUCACUCGCAGAAGUCAGCUGAAGAGUUCAAGUCGGAGCUGUCGGCUCUGCCAGCCAACAUACCUCAGAUGCUCCCUGCGCUUCCUCCACCUGAGCCCGAGCCCGAGGAGGCAAGCCGUACACUUGCCAUCGAGGACACUCCUGUCCAUAGCAAGCUCGACGAUCUGUUGGAGCAUGCUAGAAACAGUCAGGUCCAUGAUAUCCUGAAGACUCUGCUUGAGCACUCCAAGAAUGAGGAUGUUCAUGAAAAGCUCGACCGGGCCUUGCUUCAGCCCACAAAAGACGAUGAGCUCCAUGAGAAGCUUGAUCGGGCUUUAUCCGAGAACUCCAGAAAUGAGGAGCUCCACGAAAAGCUUGACCGUGCUCUAGAUCAAGGGUCAGAGUACAAUGGCCAAAUCUAUGAAAAGCUCAACCAGCUUUUAGAUCACGCCACCAAUGGUUCUGGUCCUGUGCACGAGAAGCUAGAUGCUCUUCUAAGCCGCCCCACUCAUGCAACGGAUCCCGAACAAUCGGUUACCCAGAUGAUGAAGCUUGAUGAAAUGCACAAGGACAUCAUGGAGAAUGCACGCCGGAUGAACGAGAUGUUUGCAGCUCAGUCAGUGAUUGUUGCUGAAGAUACCGAGAGAAAGCGUCGUGAAGCUGAGGAGGCUGGCAUCGCUUUGGAGCGGAGAGUCGCACAGCGCGAGCAAGUUGAAGCCGAGAUUGUCAACUUGAGCGAAGAGAAGGAUUCCCUUCUGACCAUGGUCCACCGUCUGAAAGCGGAGAAGGAAGACAUGAUCAGACAGAACAACAAGCUCAGCAAGGAUCUGGCUGGUCUUGAGACAGCCCUCGAGAUUCGCCAUGAAGAAAUGCGACAGAUGGAGGAUCGUGCCGAUGGCCUCGAGAAGCGCAUUUUGGAGGGUGUGCUCGACCAUGCCCGCACUGUUCUUCUUAGCCGGUCCAACAGCUUGCAGGCUAUGAACCUGAAGAGGAACCGAAGCACUCGCAGCAACCGUACCUCUCGCUCGGGUGCCCGCAGCCCCAGUGCGACGAGCACCGCUAGCACCGCUAAGGAACCCAAGGACACCCGCAGUCUCCUCGGUAAUGGCGUUGGCAUUGCUCUGAAGCGCAGGAUGCCCACCUCUCUUCAAGCAGGAACAGUUGCUGUGCAGCCUAACAUUGGAAAGGAACGCCGAAUUCUCAGCUUGAGCCAUGUCACGGGCAAUCGAGGCGCAGACCGCCAGGUCAGUUCCAACACCGGUAUUACGAAUCUGAAGCGCAGCCAUUCGGUUAAGUCGAAUGCUCUACGCAACACUUCAUGGGCUGGUCGAUCCUCCGUUAUCAACAAAGAGAACGAGCCUUUCCACGAGGAGGAUGAACUUGCCAGCGAACCAGAGAGCGAAGCUGGGCCUCAGCGCAAGACAAGCUACGCUGGAACCGACCGGAAAACCAAUUACGCAGAGAGCCAUGCUCCUUCAGACCGCAAGACGAGCUACGCUGAGAGUAACGCUCCCACCGACCGGAAGUCAAGCUAUGCCCCUAGCAAUGCUCCUUCGGACCGAAAGACCAGCUACGCCGAAAGCAAUGCCGGUACCGAACGGGAAACAGUGUACGAAGAGAGCAAUGCCGGCACGGAGCGAAAGCCAAGCUACGCCGGCAGCAUUGUCGAGAGUGUGGUUACCGAUACUACCGAUCCCCGUCGUUUCAGCGGUGUGACCUCCAACAAUGACUACGAUGACGCGGAGAGUUCGGUUAUCCAGCAUGACCAGGAGGACCACAAUGAUGAUAUCUCCAUCGAUGGGUCCGAGUCAGAAGACGAUGCGCAUACUGCGCAUGGGGAUGAGCAUUCUGUAAACGGGGACCACGAAGAGGAUGACGGGCAUGAGGAUGUCUCUCGGCAGAUCAGGGAGGCAAAUUUGGCUGCUGAGGCGGAAGUCUUGAAGCUUUUGGCCCCGCCUGGCGACAGCGGUCUUGGUACUGAUGUUGCUGUUUGA